This is a messenger RNA of Coregonus clupeaformis (lake whitefish), 1252 nucleotides long. RefSeq names its product zinc finger protein 436-like. The record is from RefSeq and is a predicted model, not a curated record. Gene Ontology annotation, molecular function: DNA-binding transcription activator activity, RNA polymerase II-specific; RNA polymerase II cis-regulatory region sequence-specific DNA binding. Lineage: Eukaryota; Metazoa; Chordata; Actinopteri; Salmoniformes; Salmonidae. Gene Ontology annotation, cellular component: nucleus. Bases 224 to 1252 code for a protein of 342 amino acids. The transcript is spliced from 2 exons. Gene Ontology annotation, biological process: regulation of transcription by RNA polymerase II.
AGUAGAAGAAGCUGGUCAGGCACCUCCGUAGCUUGCUAGCCAACAUAGCAGCUCUUUAGACGGUUUCGGUGUAUGGGAAGUCGCUGUAUUUUAAACACAGGUCUGUCGUAUCUACUAGUUACCCUGUUUAAUUUCGCAUUUACGUUGUUAGUCAUCUAGCUGGCUGGUUAAGUUAGCACUAGGCUAGUUGUUUAUGCUAACUAGCUAGCUAACAUCCACGACCAUGAGCUCACUAAGCUACUCCCCCACUGCUAAAGAACAGGAGGUCUGCUGGACGGAGAAAGAGGGUCUGUGGCUUAAUAUUGUCGUGAAAGAAGAGGAGGAAGAGGAGGACGUCACAGUGAAAGGAGUUAAAGAAGUGAAAGAGAAGGAGGGGGAUGAGAAAGAGGAGGAUGUCGUUUUUGGAGUGAAGGAGCAGGGGGAGGUUACUGUCACAUUGGAAGACGAAGAAGAAAAGACAGGAGAUGUGAUUAACACCGGAGAGAGGCCAGACUCUCCCUCUGACAGUGGGAAGUGUCCUUCAGGGGAACCAGACCCAGAGACGCCUAAACCAGUGAGACCACACCACUGCUCCCACUGUGGAAAGAGUUUCACCUGGUUAUCAAAGCUGAAAGAGCAUGAGAGAACACACACUGGAGAAAAGCCCUACCAAUGUGCCAUUUGUGGAAAGACUUUUACCCAGUUAGGGGGCUUUCAAUAUCAUGAGCGGACACACAGAGAAAAAAAUGCCUACCACUGCUCUCAGAAUGGAAAGACAUUUACCCAGUUAGGGAACCUGAAAAAUAAUGAGAGAAUACGCACACAGGAGGAGAAGACAAACCACUGCUCCCAGUGCGGAAAGAGUUUUAAAUGGUUAUCAAAGCUGAAAGAGCAUGAGAGGACACACACAGGAGAAAAGCCUUUCCAAUGCUCUCAUUGUGAAAAGAAAUUUAACCAGUCAUCCCAUCUGAAAGAGCAUGAGAGGACACACACAGGAGAGAAGCCUUUCCAAUGCUCCCAGUGUGGAAAGGGUUUUACCUGGUUAUGGAACCUGAAAACACACGAGAGGACACACACAGGAGAAAAGCCCUACCAGUGCUCCCUGUGUGGAAAGACUUUUACCCAGUUAGGGGGCUUUAAAUAUCACGAGAGAACACACACAGAAAAAAAGACCUACCACUGCUCUCAGUGUGAAAAGACAUUUACCCGGUUAGGGAACCUGAAAAAGCAUGAGACAAUACACACACUGGAGGAGAAGACAUUAGUCAGUUAG